AUGGCGAGAUCAGAUCUCAUUGUCCUUACGUGCGCUAGCGGUCGACAAUGCAGCCAGAUCAUCCCCUUCUUACACAAAGAGCCAUCGUCAGCGUCACCACGUCCUGCGCUCCGCCUGGUGGUCAAUUCUGACAAGUCACGCGCACGGCUUGCCGAGCAGUAUCCUGACGCAGAGGUCGUGCGUGCUAACCUUCAAGUGCCCCAAGAAUGCGCUGCGAUCGUUGACGGGGCUACUACCGUCUUCUACGUUGGGCCACCCUUCCACCCAUACGAAGUCACGCUGGGCAUGAACAUGAUCGACGCCGCUAUUGCAGAGUCUCGUCGACAGGAGCAGCAGCAGCAGCAGCAGCAGCAAGAGAAGGGCGGCAAUGUGAUCUCAGACUCAAGUUCACCAUCCACGCCCCGUUCCCUCCACUUUGUCUUCAGCUCCGCGCUGCACCCGGAGGCCAGCAAGCUGCUGCACCACGACCAGAAGCGGCAGAUCGAGGAGUACCUGACGGAAUCGGACUUGUCGUACACGAUCCUCCAGCCGAGCACAUUCAUGGACAACUUCAUCGGCCAGCUACUGAGCCAGAAGGACGCGUCGUCGCAGGGGAGUGACGGCGCAAGGGGCACAUUCAUGGCGCCAUUCAACCCUGCUGUGCGCAUGUCCUUCUCGGCGGUGCGCGACCACGCCGAGGUCGCCGUCAAGGUCAUCCGCGAGCGCGAGCGCCACUUCUUCGCCACGUACCAGCUCGUCAGCACAUUGCCGAUCACCACCGCCGAGUACGUCGAGGCCAUCGGCGGCGUGCUCGGCAUACGCUUCGACAUCAAGCGCGUCCCCCUGGAACAGGCCGUCGAGAUGUUCAUCAAGAUGACCUACGGCGUCGACCGUGCCGGAGAAAUGGACCAGACGUUCAGGGACGCACCCGAGCGCAUGCUGCUCUACUACAACAGCAGGGGUUUGCUGGGGAAUCCGGGCGUCCUCGAAUGGUUGCUGGGCAGGAAACCCACCACGCCGGCCGAACUGGCUAGGCUGAAGCUCAAAGGGGAAGCCUGA
Molecule: messenger RNA, 1038 nt
Organism: Fonsecaea nubica
Lineage: Eukaryota; Fungi; Ascomycota; Eurotiomycetes; Chaetothyriales; Herpotrichiellaceae
Exons: 1
Coding region: 1-1038 (345 amino acids)
Source: RefSeq, a predicted model, not a curated record